UCGAGCUUCCGAUGUGUUGUCGAUAUUGAAGACACUAAACAACUGGUGAGCGCUCGCGUUGAAGACAAUAGGAUUGUCUGCUCGGAAACGGCUUACUCGUAUCGGACAGAAAUGGGAUCAAUUGAGGCGUCGGUGACAGUCAUGUGGAACGGCGACACAUUCAUUGAUAGGGCUAAUGUCACUGUAUAUAAGUGUCAUCUCUUGGGCAGUCAUAACGGAAGGGCCGACUGUUCGCUGUGUCUAACGUUGAGCAGCGCUUACGAGUGCGGAUUCUGCGGCAAUCAGUGCUCAUACAGUAAGUCAUGUCAGGAGCCGGUGUCGAAGGUGUGUCCGCCGCCGCGAAUCGAUUGGAUGCACCCGUUGUCCGGACCCAUGGACGGCGGCACUCUCGUCACCAUCGAAGGCAGUAAUUUGGGCACAGAUUUGGAUGAGAUCAGAGAUAAGAUAACCAUUGGCGGACAGCCCUGCGUACCACUCAAUUAUAGUGUGUCAGUGCGGGUCACCUGCAGGACAAGCCCUGUAAGCCCCGGCAACUCUCCGCCCCUAUUGGCUGAUGUAGUGGUGGGCAAUCGGGCCGGUUAUACGGCCGCCAAAGACAAGUUCCGAUACGAAGUGCCUGAAAUCAUUAGCUCCCAUCCCAACAUUGGCCCCCAUUCUGGUGGCACCAGAAUCUACAUCACCGGCACUAACCUCAACAUUGGCUCAAACUUAGAGAUAUAUUUGGAUUACUUUCCGUGUAUUGUCGACAAAAUGCUGGUCAGCUCCACGCAAAUCAGUUGCCGGACCACUGCCUCAAAGGCCACGUCAUAUGUGGUGCGAAACCUUAUCCUCAAAAUAGACAACACAACGCUGACACUCGCCCGACCCUUCCGUUACGUACCCGACCCAACCAUUUUGCGUAUAUACCCACUCAAGAGCUAUUUGGCCGGCGGUCGCACUGUCACUAUAAUCGGCACUAAUUUGGAUGCAAUACAACAGCCCAGACUCGCCGUCUUCAAUAGCGAGGGUAAUGUUGUCAAUGAGAGCGCCUGUGAGGUGUCUUCCGGCUCUCAGAUGGUGUGCCCCUCUCCACCAGUCAGCCCACAAUUAGUCGAUAUGUUAAAUCGCGAGCAAUUGGACGCCUCCUCUCUGGUCGCCUCCUAUAACAUCAACGAAGUGACGGAUGAUAUUCGUCUGAGAGUUGGUUUCAUUAUGGAUGCGGUCAAUAGUGUCAAGGAGUUGGCCACCAAUUUCCCGACCGUCCACUCAGACCUGGGCUACGUUCCCGACCCCAAGUUCUUUGCCUUCGACGAGGGCCUCAAACUCUAUAAGGGAGAGUCACUGGUCAUUGAGGGCGAGAACCUGCGACUGGCCAGCACUGAGUCCGAAGUGAACGUUACGAUUGGCACCAAAUGGUGUAAUUUGACGUCUUUGGCGGCCACACAGUUGGUGUGUCUGCCGCCUGAGCUCCAGCCCGACGGCACCGAUGAGAUCGGGCGCCGAACUCCCAGUGCUCUACCGUUGGUUGUGGUGAAAGUUGGCUCAAACCUGCGCUACGAAAUCGGUUAUUUGCAGUACGAAGUGGUCAAGUCUACUGAACUGCCGCCGAUCGCCAUUGUGGUCAUCACUGUCUCAUCGCUGGCACUCAUACUCUUUGUGUUGAUAUCACUGGCGAUAAUGAGACACAAGUCGUCGCAAGCGGAACGGGAGUACAAACGCAUUCAGAUGCAAAUGGAUACUCUCGAGAACAGUGUCCGAUCCGAAUGCAAACAAGCCUUCGCCGAACUCCAGACCGAUAUGACAGACCUGACCAACGACUUGGUGUCGAUGGGUAUUCCCACUCUCGAUCACAGGACUUAUGUGAUGAAAGUGUUUUUCCCGGGUCUGUCCGAUCAUCCGCUCUAUCAGUGCACUCGUAUCCGAACGAACGGCGCUUACAAUAUCUAUGAGUUAGCUAUGGCUCAGUUCGAGCAAUUGCUCAACAAUAAGGCAUUCCUCUUGAGUUUCAUCAAUAGUCUGGAGAAUUCAAAGACAUUCAGCAUUAGGGACCGUGUAAACGUGGCCUCACUUCUCAUGAUAAUCCUUAUGGAGCGCAUGGAGUACGCGACGGAUGUGUUGCGGACAUUACUGUUUCAAUUGGUGGACAAAAGCGUGUCAUCAAAACAUCCGCAACUAAUGCUCAGAAGAACUGAAUCAGUGGUCGAGAAAAUGCUGACCAAUUGGUUGGCCCUAUCGAUGUACGACUACGUCCGAGAACAAGCCGGCUCUCAGCUCUUCCUACUCUUCUCGGCCAUCAAACGCCAGGUAGAGAAGGGGCCCAUCGAUACUGUCACUUACGACGCCCGGUAUUCGUUGUCAGAGGAACGGCUACUUCGGGAACACUAUUCCGACUACGAACAGAUCAUUAUCCAAGUGUUUCAGGAGAACGAAAACGAGAAAAUCUUGUGUCGAGUCAAUGAUUGCGAUAGUAUUAGUCAAGUGAAGGCUAAACUGCUGGACGCUCUCUACAAGAAUACACCGUUUUCUCUGCGGCCGUCCAUUCAUGACGUGGAUCUCGAGUGGAGGCACGGGAGGGGCGGACACCUUAUCCUACAGGACGAGGACUUGACCACCAAAUCAGAGCACGGUUGGCAACGAAUCAAUUCAUUGCGACAUUACGGGGUCAAGAGUUGGGCCCUAAUGUCGCUUGUGAUGCGCCAGUCGUCCGAUAGUUACAUGUCUUGCAGCACAAGGAACUCAUUGUCACCGAUGAUCAUCAAAAGUAGUCACCCAUUCAUAACCAGUGAUUUGGAUACCGAUAGGUAUUGGCAUCUAAUCAAACCCAACGAUGACUCCAUCGACACCAAAGACGCUCUCCUCCACAAAGCCAUUCCAGAGAUAUUCCUCACAAGACUCCUGUCCACCAAAGGAACCGUUCAGAAGUUUGUCGACGACUUCUUCCACACGAUUCUGUCGGCAAACGAAACACUUCCCGCGGCAGUCAAAUGGGUGUUUGAUUUGUUAGACGCGGCCGCGAAUAAGCAUCAGAUCACAGAUCCAGAAGUACUUCACGCCUGGAAAUCCAAUUGUCUUCCACUCAGGUUUUGGGUUAAUUUCAUCAAAAACCCCGACUUUAUACUAGACGUCAAUAAAACGCCUACAAUUGACUCCAGUUUGUCAGUCAUCGCACAAACACUUAUGGAUUCCUGUUCUACGAGUGAACACCGAUUAGGAAAGGACUCGCCAUCAAAUAAGUUAUUGUUUGCCAAAGAUAUCCCUAAUUAUAAAGUAAUGGUCAGUAAAUUCUAUGCCGACGUCUCACAUAUGCCGGCCGUAACUGACCAGGAGUUGAGUGCAGUCAUGCAAUGCCUAUCACUGACACAUACCGGAGAGUUUGACAUCAUUUGUGCCCUCAAAGAGCUGUUCGUCUAUUCUGUCAAAUAUAACACAGAGAUCAUGGAUUCACUACAAAGGGAUCCAUUGACUCAACAGUCCGUUCAGAAGUUCGCUAAUCUUAUUAAUUAUAAGUUUUAGUGAUUUAUGAGAUAUUUUGUGGACUUUUCUAAUGAAACGAACAUUUUUUCCACAAAAACACAUUUCCAUUGAAUUUGACUUUUAAGUGAUUAGUGACACAAAUCAGUGAAUAUUUAAUUAAUUUUAUACACUUUUUUGUUGUAAAUUUAUUUAUUAUUUGUAUUAUAUAACGAGAUGAUAAUG
Oppiella nova is the source of this 3675-nucleotide messenger RNA. Lineage: Eukaryota; Metazoa; Arthropoda; Arachnida; Sarcoptiformes; Oppiidae. The record is from the annotation of a GenBank genome assembly.